Molecule: messenger RNA, 351 nt
Organism: Staurois parvus
Lineage: Eukaryota; Metazoa; Chordata; Amphibia; Anura; Ranidae
Source: the annotation of a GenBank genome assembly
CUAGGGUGACAAUAUGUUAAAAAAAAACAUAAAUAAUAAUAUAUAUAUUAAAAAAAAUACAAAUUUUGGCUAAGAUUUAUGAAGAAAGAUUAUUUAUUUGCAAAAUGUUAUAAGAAAAACACUUUUUUUUCAAAAUGUUUGUACUUUUUCAUUUAUAUAGCAAAAAAAAUAAAAAUCCCAGUGGUGAAUAAAUACCACCAAAAAAUAGUUUUAUCUGUUUCAAAAAAUGCUAAAAAAUGAAUAUGGGUACAGUGUUGCAUGACCGCGCAAUUGUCAUUCAAAGUGUGAUAGUACUGAAAGCUGAAAAUUGGCUUGGACAGGAAAGGGGUAAAAGUGUCCGGACUUGAAGUG